GCUAAUGGUAUGCUAAUGAGGUGUUGGCUGGGAACACAGUCAUGUCUAUCCAGACUGUUUGGAGCUAAGAUGGAGGACUGGAGAAGGCGAACUGUGGAUAUGUACUGAGCACUAUAGCCCUUAGGAUUUCGUCCGUGUUCCCCUCCCCUCCCCCGUACAUAUGGAGGAACGUUUGGAAGCUGAACAUGCCUAGAAAAGGGAAUGGACAGCUACCGUUACCGGAUGGCUGGGAAGAGGCGAGGGAUUACGAUGGCAAAGUGUUUUACAUCGACCAUAACACCAAGCAGACCAGCUGGAUCGACCCCAGGGACAGGUUGACGAAGCCCUUGUCGUUUGCGGACUGCGUAGGCGAUGAGCUGCCAUGGGGCUGGGAGGCGGCUUACGAUCCACAGAUUGGGAUCUACUACAUUGACCACAUUAACAAAACGACCCAGCUGGAGGACCCCCGGAAGGAGUGGAGGAAGGAGCAGGAGCGGAUGCUGAAGGAGUACCUGACUGUGGCGCAGGAUGCCCUCAGCACGCAGAAGGAGCUGUACCAGGUGAAGGAGCAGAGGCUGGCGCUCGCCCUGGACGAGUACGUGCGCCUCAACGAUGCCUACAAGGAGAAGUCCAGCUCCAGGACCAGCUUAUUCUCAGGAUCUUCAUCAAGCACAAAAUACGACCCUGACAUACUAAAAGCUGAAAUAUCCACUACGAAAGUCAGAGUGAAUAAACUGAAGCGGGAACUCUCACAAAUGAAGCAAGAGCUUAUGUACAAAGAACAAGGCUUUGAAACCUUACAACAAAUUGACCAAAAAAUGUCUGGAGGCCAGAGUGGCUAUAAGCUUAAGGAGGCGAAAGCUAUUCUGAGUGAGCUCAAAUCCAUUCGGAAAGCAAUCAGCUCGGGAGAAAAAGAGAAACAGGACCUGAUGCAGAGCCUGGCCAGACUGAAGGAACGGUUCCACUCGGACCAGAGCAUGCGCCGAUCCGAGCCCGACCUGCGGGACACCUCCAGCUCCCAGCUCCUCCUGUCCCGGCACGUGCUGGACGCCGGCUCGCAGACCGACGUCUCGGGGGAGGCUGGUCUGAUGAGCAGAGCCACGCUGGCUGAGAAGGUCCGACUCAGUCUGCAGUACGAAGAAGCUAAAAGAAGGUUGAAAGUGCAGGAGAAGAGGAGGCUGCUGCUGCUGAAGCUGGAGGAGUCCACCAGGCUGGCGACUCGGCUGCAUUCGCAGCUGAAAAGCCUCUCCGCCAGCACGCUGUCUGUAUCCUCGGGAAGCAGCCUGGGUUCCCUGGCCUCCAGCCGGGGGUCUCUGAACACCUCCAGCCGGGGGUCCCUCAACUCCCUGAGCUCCACCGACCUCUACUACGGUCAGGCCGACCAGCCCGUGGACCUGGACUACCAGUACAAGCUGGACCUGCUGCUGCAGGAGAAGCCCGCCUACGCCCCCUCCGGGCCCAUCACCACCAUCCACGAGAACGAGGUGAUCAAGCCCCCCGCCGGCGCCCCCCGCUCGCCCGCCCGCGCCCCCGAGCCCCCCAAGUCGGUGGCGUCGCUGUCCUCCAGGUCCUCCCUGUCCUCGCUCUCGCCCCCCGGCUCCCCCCUGGUCUCCGACGGGCCCUCGCUCCCGUCCUCCCAGGACUCCCCCCCGCGGGACUUGGCCGCGGAGCUCGAGGACGGCGGCGUCGCCGGGGACCUCGCGGGCCCGAGCUUCUGUGAGGACCAGAUGCUGCUGGACUGCGAUGCAGCAGACAAGGAGGACGGCGACGGCGUCCACCCCCCCCUGACAGCCCUGCAGGAAGGAGUGAGGGAUGACGAUUUGCAAAAAAGGCCGACGGGUCGCCUACUUGAAGAGAAGACGGCGUGCGUCUCCGCCGCCGUGUCGGACGAGUCGGUCGCUGGAGACAGCGGCGUGUACGAGGCGUCAGUCAAGAGGUCUGUUGAAAUUGAAGAUGUGGCAUACAUUGAAGAUGACCCAGCUGCUGCUGCAGAGGCUUCUCAAGUCCAGAUUGGAUUUAAAUAUGAUGCCAGCAGCUCCAGUUUUGUAAUAAUUGUGUUGCAGCUCCGAAACCAGGCUGCUCUUCUGCUGCCACAUGGUACAAAAGUGUACGUCAGGGCCGCCUUACUUCCGUCUUCAAGUGAAAUAAGCUGCUUGUUCCGCACUAAGGUCCACUCUUUCGCUGACGGCAUCGCGUUUAACGAAAUCUUCAGAGCCACCGUGCCUCAGCUUAUUCUCCGGCAAAAGACCCUGAGAAUCGACGUGUGCACUGUUGGCAAAGCACGCCAUGAGGAGCGUCUGGCAGGAACACAGAUCAGUUUGGCGGACGUCCCGCUGAGUGGCGAGAUCUCCACUCACUGGUAUAAUCUACUGAUUUGUAAGAAAACCAGCCAUCAGAAGAGCCAGGAUGAAAAUGAAGAAACGUCAUUUUCGCCUCCUGAUCAGCGCCCCAGCAUUAUUGUGGAUUUGGACGCCGUGUCGGCCUUGCUCGAGAAGACCUCGGCUGAGCUGGAGGCUGUCGAGCAGGAGCUUGAGCAAGAGGAACAGGAAGGCCAGCUGGCGCCAGGAGAGGAAUGGCUGGAGAUCCUGGUCGAGGACGGUGAUGAGCUGGAGGCGGGGGAGGAGCUGGCGGAGGAAGACGAGGACCGCGCUGGCUGCGUCCACCCGUGCCAGGGGAGGGAAGGAGAAGACGGCGACGAGGCGACGCCGCCGCCACGGGGUCAGGGGAGCAACGGCGCAGAAAGCGGCUCUUGGAGGGCCGCGGGACCAACGCUGGUUGACAAAGAGACGAACACAGAGGAUUCUGCUCCUGAGAAUGUGGCUGUCAGACCCAAAGACAGGAAUAACCUCAGCUGCAGGCAGAGGCCCUUUGUGCGGAAUAGCAUGAUUGUGCGAUCGCAGACCUUCUCACCUGGAGAACGCAACCAGUACAUCUGCAGGUUGAACCGUAGUGACAGCGACAGCUCCACGUUGGCCAAAAGGUCGCCUUUCGUCCGGAAUGCUUCCGAAAGGCGCAGCCUGCGAGCGAAGAGGACCUUCUGCCAGCCGGUGGUUCGCCGCGCGGCCCAGGACCAGCCCGGGCGCACCUCCCUGGACCUGGAGCUGGACCUGCAGGCCUCGCGCGCCCUGCACAGCCGCCUGGACGACGAGCUGCAGGCGCUGCGGGGCCUGCAGGAGAGGCUGGAGGCCCUGAGGGCGCAGGGGGAGACGGAGCUGCCGCCGUACAUGCUGGAGGACGAGCGCUUCCACAGGCUGCUGAGGCAGGCUGAGCAAUCAAAAGAAGAACUAAAGCAGGGGCUGAAAGCAGAGAAGCUGAUGAGAAAAGCCUCGAAGGACGUGUGCAGGCUCCGAGAGCAGUCUCAGAAAGUCCCCCUCCAGGUGCAGUCGUUCAGGGAGAAGAUGGCCUAUUUCACGAGAGCAAAGAUAAAUAUACCAACUCUACCAGCUGAUGAUGUAUGAUUGUUUUAUAGAAAACAAUGAAGUAUUUUUCCAGCUCAACUUUAUAGCUGAAUAUUUUGAUAGAGUAGCUAUGUGGAUUAAAAUAUAUAUUUUAAAUAGUUAAAUACCAUAGCGAUAAUGUAUUUGUAUAAUAAGUUGUAAUUGAAUACCAUUAUGUAAAAAAUGGGUUUCUUUUUUCAGAGAAAACCAAAGUAGAGUAAUUCUGACAUUUAUGGCUAAUAAUGUUUGUACAGUUUGUAUGUAUACCUGACAUGGGUUUAUUUUGUAAAGUUGGGUUACACGAACGAUGUGCAGGGCAGAUUAUGCCUUCUGUUGAACAGCACUGCUUUCAGAAAUAAUAUUCCGUUUGACAGAAUGGUGUUCUGUUGUCUUCACCGUUUUCCUGUGUGUAGAUUGUGAAACCGGGCCAGUGGCCACACAGUGUUGUCGACUGAGGGUGUGCGUCUCAGUGUUAAGUACAAUAUCAGCAAGCACUUCCUGUUGUAGUUCCCGCCCUUCCUGUCCUUCAGACUUGGUGCUCAGCUGUUCAGCGUCAUCUUAAAGGCCUUUCCAGUCCAAGUGCAGAAACCGUGUUUCGAACAAAAAGCAAAUGUUGUGAAUGUAUAGUGUUAUUUUCUGUUUUUUUUUUGUUACUGCACUGAUUUGCAUUUCCAUUGAUCUUUUUUGUCUUUUUUUUUUUAAAUUAUGUUCUGCACCUUUAAUAAGCCCCCACUGUGUAUCUAUCGUUCGGGAUGGGGGUUCGAUUUCCUGUUCUAUAGCGGCAGACACAGCGCCAGUAAAAACGGAAAAGCCUUCUUCCAUGACCCGCGAUGUUACCGCGCUUUUUAAAAAAAUCAUUCGCUGCCUUUGUUCAUGUCUAUGUCUUUAAAACGAAAAAACCUUAAGUAAUUAAAUAAACCUAAAAUAAACAUCAUACCCUUGUGAAAUGAAGGAUUUCAGUUUUGCAGUGGUUUAGUUUAACAUAAUAGCACAGCGUAAUGAGUGAGUUUUUUUAUCAAACCCAUUUAUUCUGCAUAUAUAUGUGUAUGUAAUGUUGUUUUUUCUAUAAAACCAGCAAGUACCUUCAUGGUGUGCUGGAACUCCAGCCUUGAGAACAAAAGUCCAAACAGUUCUUGUCAAUUUUUCAUUACUAUCCCAGUCUUUUGCUAACUUAAUAGGCUGACAUUUUUAUUCCCCUUUUCAGUUACACUCGUGUAUGAGGCUGGGUAUUCUCCUGGAGGAAUCUCAGGGAGGCACCUUGCUCAAGGGUGCAAAAGCUGUGCCCCAUACUCACCUGAGAUUUAAACCCACAGCCUCCCAAUUAUGAGCCCAGAUCUCUAGCCACUAUUUCUCACUGCUGUCAGGACACUGCUGCAGCAGAUCUGUUGUGUACGCUUGGCUCUGCAGAUUGAGGGAAAUGCACACAUGAUGUUCUACUUGUCAUUAUAAAUAGUUCUUUUCAGAACCAGUAUACAUUGGUUAAAUGUUUUUUUUUUUAUCAAGAACAGUUAACCGAGGUUGAGGCAUCCACUUAUGAUCUUAACUGCUGUUGUUUUACAUACCUGGCAAGUACUGUUUAUGUUUUAUUCAGCUGAAUAGGUCGUUGAAUGCUGUGGAGCAAAAUUAUUAUUAUUUUUUUUAAAAGAACAAAACAUAUCUAAAACUUUCAAUCAGAAAGUGUAGGAAUUCUGUAAGUGGCCUUUGUCUAAUAUCAGUGUAAAAAAAUUAAUGAACUUGAACUAUUUGUAAGAACUACAGUGUGCGGACUUAGUGAUCUCUACAUUUGAAUCUCCCAUUUAGGAGUUACCAUGCAGGAGUCUAGUAUGGUCAACAUGUCGCAGACAAUUGUCGCAGACAUUGAUCAUUGCAGGGCAAAAUGCAGAACUACUACAAUCCAUUAAAUUCCACAUUCAGCACAUUUUAUCAGGGAGCAUCCUCUUGAGAGUGUGUAAAGUUAAGCAUUGGCUUAGUUCAAUAAUCUUUACCAUUUGCAAAUGAUCAAGUGUAAGUUAAUUCCACACUUAAAAGUAUAAGGAAAUAAAAACAAGGAUUUUGGCUGUGGAGCCUUCUUCAGAUGUGCGAUUCAAAUGAAAUGAAGGUUGCUGUUUAAGCUUGCCAGACAGCAUGAGUUGUAAAAUGUAUGUAGAGAUAUUUUGGUAGAACUGUUCCUUUUGAUUUAUUUUCCAUUUAUUUAUUUACUGUAUUUAUGUUCAGUUAUGUACAGUUCAGUUCUGGACAUUUAAAAGUUAUUGUAUUAACAGUAGAGAGAGCUACAGCCUCCAUAUUUUGAAAUCCUAAAUCAUAACAUUGAAAGUAUUAGUGGCGCACAGAAUUGUGUAUAUCUCCCAUUAUAGUAUUCCAGCCUUGUUUUUGUUAAAUAUUAUAGCCUUGACAUGCAUUAUUUUUCAGCUUUCAUCACUAAAGAGCUUAUUUUACAAUUGAAUUUUAUAUGCAUGAAAAUGUUUUCAUGAGCUGACCACUGCAAAAGUGUAAUUGAUGUCAGUAGUUAUGAUUAAAGGUUGUAUAUCUACAUCAGACAUAAAUGCCAACAGAAGUUUCAGUUUUUGUAACUAUUUUGUACAUGCAUGAAUUUAACAUAUUUUUAGGAGAAUCACAGUUUUACUACUUUUUAGAACAUGUUGAAAUUGUUGCACCUAAUCAUGUUGUAACAGGAUAAAAGCCUGGGUAUAAUUUAACCCAAAAGAAAAGCUCGACCUUGUAUGGUUAAAAUGUUUCUUACAUGGUUUGCAAGGUUUUCAAAUAACGGAAUAUGAAAUGCUCAGAACUGAACUAGGUUAUGAAACGUAAUGUCAGCAUGUAUGUUUGUGGUCCAGUUUUGUUGCAGUCUGGAAUGUGCUGUACAAAUGUUAGAACACAAUGUUUAUCCUCUUCUCUGCACUUUUCAUGUGUUCCAGUGAUUGGUAAAAAAUAUAUACCAUUUUUAAACAAA
Molecule: messenger RNA, 6366 nt
Organism: Lepisosteus oculatus (spotted gar)
Lineage: Eukaryota; Metazoa; Chordata; Actinopteri; Semionotiformes; Lepisosteidae
Source: RefSeq, a predicted model, not a curated record